AUGGCCGGCAAUGGUGGUUUGGCUUGCCACGGCACCUUUGACUGCAAGGCGCCGUUAUCACGCAAGAGGACUGACUUACUCCCGUGGCACAAGACCCAUGAGUGGUCAACCUCUUCCACGCCACCCCGUAGUAAUCCAACCGCGACGAUCAUCACCAGGAACGAGGUGAAAGAGCUGAUGAUGACCCCAGAUGCUGAUGGCCAAAAGAUCUUACACUGGGCCGCAGCCACCGGAUGCCUGCACACGUUUGAGACCGUUCUGUCAGCUCUAGGCAGCCGGCUGGAUCAAGGCGAGGUUGAACACCUCUUGGCGGCGUCUACGGCAGCCUCAACUAAUGACAUUUUCAGCGAAAGCCGAACGGUGCUGAACUCGGCAGCCAGCAGCGGAGGAAGCCAGGUUUUCGUGGCAGUCCUGGAUUUGCUCGAACGGUGUCUUUCUGCUUGGCAGGUGAAGCGCAUGAUGAUUUAUCAAGAUAUGGACCUCCAGGAGAACCUCCUUCAUUCGGCGAUUAACAGUCGGAGCACCAACGCGUUUGACACCGUGUUGUCGUCGGUGACGAGCCGACUGACGCCGACCGAGGCGAGAAAUUUCCUCCUUCGUGCCGACGACGGCAAGACUCUCCUGCAUGCUGCGGCUGGGAGCGGUAGCAAGGACAUGUUUGAAGCGGUGUUGUCCACGCUGCUCCGCACAUUCGGCCCAGAGAAGGUUCAGGCGAUAUUGACGUCUAAAGCGAAGCACGGCAAGACGAUCCUGCAGUUCGCAGCUCAGAGCGGGAGCAAGGAGUCUUUUGGAGCUGUUCUGGCGGCGGUGAAGGGCACUCCGGCCGCUCAAAAGGGGACAGACGUGACUGUAUGGUCUUCUAGGAGCGACUCUGGGCGAGUCCUUUGCGCUGCGGCCAGCAGUGGGAGCAGGGGGACGUUUGAGGCUGCGCUGGGGUCCCUGGAGCUUGAACUGCCUCCGGAUGAGGCGCUUGGCCAGGCGAAAGAAAGUGUGGUAUCUGACGACAAGGGGGCAAGUCUGCUGCUGCGCACGGCGGCUUCGCAAGGCACCGUGCGGAUGUGGGAAGCGGUUCGGCACGACUUGCUUCUUGUCCAACCAGAACAGGUCCUUGGCUUUUUGUCGCGCAACUCGGGGCUGGCCAACGUCUUGGUGAAGGGGGCCGUCAGGAGUCGAGAUCCUUCCAUCGUGGGAGCCGUGACACAGUUUGUGCACUGCACGCGACUUGAACAGGGGGUUUUGGAUUUUGGGGCGUUCAUUGGGUCUGGGUUCUCGGACUGGACGACGGUGGUACUGGAAAAGUCAAACUUUGCGCAGGGAGCGGGUGGCGGAGGGCUUGGUGGAUCGCAGAAACACGUAAUGUUGGAAUUGGAAUUGUUUCCCGCGGCCACGUUUGGAAGCCUCGGCGUUGGUUGCUUGAGGUUGCUUUCCGGUACUAGCAGCGCCCGGAAUGUUUGUGUGGCCCAGUGA
Molecule: messenger RNA, 1467 nt
Organism: Ectocarpus siliculosus
Lineage: Eukaryota; Phaeophyceae; Ectocarpales; Ectocarpaceae
Source: the annotation of a GenBank genome assembly